UUUAUAUGGCAUCUCAAGCUAUGGGAUAUAAGCAUAUCAUUUUUAUGCACGGAAUUUUGGCUGGACCUUCUGAAUUUGAUUACUACAACCAACUUGUGCAGCAAUACCACCCAGGGACCCCAUCAACGCAAGUCAACCUCUACAACUACAAGGACAGUAUAGUUGAUAUGUGGACACAAGUUGUCAAAAUAGCUGACACUGUGAGGCCUAUCUUAUUGAACACAUCUUCAGAAGGAACAAUCUUAGUUUGUUUUUCUCAAGGUGGUCUAAUUUGCCGAGCACUGCUGGCUACAAUAAAUCACAAUGUCCAAACUUUCAUCAGCCUAAGCGCACCAUUAGCUGGUCAGUAUGGAGAUUCAGAGUACCUGAAAUAUUUUUUCCCAAAUCUACUUAAAGAGAAUGCUUACAAGCUGUUCUAUACACCCAUGGGUCAGGAUGUAUCAAUAGGAAGUUACUGGAAUGAUCCUAGGCAACAAAAGAUGUUUAAAGAAUUCUCAAACUUUCUGGCUGUGUUAAAUAACCAAUCAACUGUGGUGAAUCCAAAAAGUCAAGAAUUCCGUUCCAAUUUCCUGAGACUGAAAAACCUGGUUUUAGUUGGGGGACCAGACGAUGGUGUAAUCACACCGUGGGAAUCCAGCCAGUUUGGAAUGUACAAUGCCACUGAUGCAGUUUUACCAAUGGAAGAACAAGAGUGGUAUCAAAAUGAUGCAUUUGGUCUAAAAACCAUGAACACCCAGGGUCGUAUAUUAAAGUUUGUAUUUAAGGGGAUACAACACAGGCACUGGCACUCAGAGUUGCAGGUCUUUGAGAAGUGCAUAAAGCCCUGGCUUUAAAUAACUGGACCAUGCCCACAGAAGAGAACUUUUCCAAUAGAAGCUUUUGCUUUCUUUAAACAUGUUGAAUGCUUUUUGUUUUUCCAAGUCUUUUUAAGUCAGGAGUUAAAUAAAACCAAAGAGUAGAUGGUCGUGAGAUGAGGUAUAUCUAGUUCAAAGAUUUUUUUAAUUCAUUUAAUUUAUUUAUUACAAGCAAAAUAUGGA
Molecule: messenger RNA, 1037 nt
Organism: Physella acuta
Lineage: Eukaryota; Metazoa; Mollusca; Gastropoda; Physidae
Product: lysosomal thioesterase PPT2-A-like
Cellular component (GO): lysosome
Molecular function (GO): thiolester hydrolase activity
Source: RefSeq, a predicted model, not a curated record